Messenger RNA from Saccostrea cuccullata (small rock oyster), 646 nucleotides. RefSeq names its product ubiquitin-conjugating enzyme E2-22 kDa-like. The record is from RefSeq and is a predicted model, not a curated record. Bases 86 to 646 code for a protein of 186 amino acids. NCBI's taxonomy places the organism in Eukaryota, Metazoa, Mollusca, Bivalvia, Ostreida, Ostreidae. The transcript has 6 exons.
GUGAAGUAAUCUUCUGUUUUAGUGUUUACAAAUUAUCUCAGAAAUAUAUUCAUUGUUAUCAAAAACAACAGAGUUAAACCCCAUUAUGGCAAAUAUUGCCGCUGCAAGAAUACAGAGAGAGUUUAAAGAAGUUGUUAAAAGUGAAGAGGUAGCAAAAUGCAGCAUUAAGGUUGAGUUGGUAAAUGACUCGUACAGUGAACUUCGAGGGGAAAUAGCUGGACCUCCUGAUACACCAUAUCAAGGAGGAAACUUUCACUUGGAGAUAAAAAUUCCAGAAACUUAUCCAUUUAAUCCUCCAAAGGUGAAGUUUCUCACAAAGAUUUGGCAUCCUAAUAUCAGUUCAGUGACAGGGGCUAUUUGCUUAGAUAUUUUAAAAGACCAGUGGGCUGCUGCUAUGACCCUCCGGACCGUCCUUCUAUCUCUACAGGCAUUGUUAGCUGCUGCUGAACCUGAUGAUCCACAGGACGCAGUGGUAGCCAAACAAUAUAAAGAAAAUAACGAGAUCUUUAAGAAAACUGCUCGACAUUGGACAUAUACAUAUGCUGGAGGUCCUCAGAGGGAGACAGAUUAUGAAGCUAAGAUACAACAAGUGAUGAAUAUGGGAUUUGAUGAGGAGAAGUUUGGUGAUAAUGUGAGCCAGUGCUAA